AAGAUUUAAUCCAUUGUCAAUAUCUUAUACAACAUAAUCAUGUUCUAAUCAAUGAUUUAAUGAAUUUGAUUAAUUUAACUUAUUGUGGGACCCUAAAUAUGAUAUUUUCUCCAACUAGGACAACCUAAGCCACAAAAGCACCAUCACAUAUCCUUCAAAAAUAUCCACUUCAUCUUCCAGGUGGACCAAUCACAAAACAGAAACCAGUCUCUAUAGCCAAUAACAAUCUAAAUUCAGAUUUGCCUAUAUCUCAAACACCCUCCUUAUACAUUCCACAAUUACACCAUUUUUUUUUCAUUCUCAUAUCCAAACUUUUUUUGUACAUCUUUUAAUUACCAAAAAAAGAGGAAGAAGAUAUGGCUUCUAAUACAUUGAUGAGUUGUGGAAUUCCAGCUGUUUGCCCCUCUUUCCUAUCUUCUACCAAGUCCAAAUUCGCCGCCGCGAUGCCGGUGUCCGUUGGAGCUACUAACUCCAUGUCUCGGUUCUCCAUGUCAGCUGAUUGGAUGCCCGGGCAGCCCCGUCCAUCUUACCUCGACGGCUCAGCCCCCGGAGAUUUUGGAUUUGAUCCACUUGGUUUAGGAGAAGUACCUGCAAAUUUGGAAAGAUACAAAGAAUCUGAACUUAUUCAUUGCAGAUGGGCUAUGCUUGCUGUUCCCGGAAUCAUAGUACCAGAGGCCUUGGGCUUGGGUAAUUGGGUCAAGGCCCAAGAAUGGGCAGCCAUUCCUGGUGGACAAGCUACAUAUUUGGGCCAGCCUGUUCCAUGGGGAACACUUCCUACUAUUUUGGCUAUUGAAUUUCUAGCCAUAGCUUUUGUAGAACACCAAAGGAGUAUGGAAAAAGAUUCAGAAAAGAAGAAGUACCCUGGUGGGGCUUUUGACCCAUUGGGCUACUCUAAAGACCCUGCUAAAUUUGAAGAACUCAAAGUCAAGGAAAUCAAGAAUGGUCGUCUUGCAUUGUUGGCAUUUGUGGGAUUUUGUGUACAACAAUCAGCAUAUCCAGGAACAGGACCAUUGGAGAACUUGGCAACUCACUUGGCUGACCCAUGGCACAACAACAUUGGGGAUGUUAUUAUCCCUAAAGGCAUUUUCCCUAAUUAAAUUGUACUAUUUAUCAUAUAGUAUAUUAGCCAAAAACACCUUGUAAAACUCUCCCAUGUACUAAUAGAUUUCUAAUGGAAUGGACUUUUUGUGUAUCCUUAGUCUA
Molecule: messenger RNA, 1203 nt
Organism: Solanum pennellii
Lineage: Eukaryota; Viridiplantae; Streptophyta; Magnoliopsida; Solanales; Solanaceae
Product: chlorophyll a-b binding protein 6A, chloroplastic
Exons: 4
Coding region: 357-1097 (246 amino acids)
Biological process (GO): response to light stimulus; photosynthesis, light harvesting in photosystem I
Cellular component (GO): membrane
Source: RefSeq, a predicted model, not a curated record